AUGCUCACCGGUGGGUUUCCAGCUCCACCAGUCAAAUCGGAGGAGCCGUUCCCGCUGGGCCCUUUCCCCAGGCACAUCUGGAUCCACGACAACACCCCCCAGGACAGCCUGGACAAGGCCUGCCACAAGAUCUGGAAACGCGUCCAAGGCCUCUCGGAAGAGCUGCAGCCCGUGCUCUGGUCGGAGCCGUCGGAGACCCUUCGAAGAGACAACAGCAACUCCCAGCACAAAGACGGGUUGCUAGAUGAAACAGAGGGACUUGAAAGUAUAUACAGAGCAGUGAUUGGAAACAGAGAAAGGGAGAUGAAGUUACGAGCUCUCUGUGACGCUCAGCUUUCUGCUAAAUCCACCAUCACCAACCUCCUGUGUUCAGCGAAGUCGCACAAGAACUCCAAGGGGCUGGAGGACAGCAGCAUGCCAGGUGCUUGCAGCAUGGGGGACAGCAAGGCAGAGAUACCAGGUCUGCAGAAGCACACAGGCACUGCCAAGGGCCCAGACAAUCAGGCAAUGGCUGAAGAACCCAAGGCAGUGACCGACUUCAUGCAGAACAGCACGUUCAGCUCUGUGAAGAACAGCACACCUGCGUCAGCUCCACCGACAGCAGCAGAAAGUCAAGCUGCAGCACAGAAGCAGCAGCUCCCAGCAUUUGCCAAGACCUGCUCCAAAACCGAUUCCAGUGCAGUCACAAAGGCACUGCAGAACCCAGUAACUACAGCAACACCGGAUAAAAAAAUUGUUAAAUAUAGUGCCAAUACUUUUACUCCACGCUUUUCGACUACUACAACCACCACGGCAUUAAAUCAGCUGGUGUGGCCAAGUCUGAGCUUCCCUCCACUCCCCGUCUUUCCAAACCCCUCGAACUUUCCUCAGUUUCAGGGUCCAUAUCAGCGAGCACGGUUCCCUUAUCAGCAAGCUCUGCACCCUUCCUUUGGAUGUUAUUCGAGACAGGUAGCUCCAUAUAACCCACAGCACAUUUUCCAGUCACCUUACCCACCUCUGUUGAACUACAUCCCCGUUGUUCAGCCGGAUUUUCCGUACCAGCAGAGGACCCUGCCUAAACUACCCACCAACAUCCAGGAUCCGCCAACAGCAGGCGAUGGGACCCUGUAUCCAUUUUCUCCUUCCUACAGGUUUAGUUCUACAGCCGGCGGAGUCAUGAGGACCAACCCCAACUACUCUUCCAGUGGGAACUAUAUAAACUUUUAA
Anas platyrhynchos (mallard) is the source of this 1206-nucleotide messenger RNA. RefSeq names its product chromosome 24 C1orf94 homolog (gene C24H1orf94). NCBI's taxonomy places the organism in Eukaryota, Metazoa, Chordata, Aves, Anseriformes, Anatidae. The record is from RefSeq and is a predicted model, not a curated record.